AUGGUGAGAUUUUCAAGCAAAUAUGUUGGCGUUUUAGCUGUGGUGUUUGUGUUAGUGUUGGGGUUAGCAGAGUGUAGAAAAAUAGAAAAAGAUGGCUUAGGAGGUGGUGCUGGAGGAGGUGGAGGCUUUGGUGGUGGCGGUGGCCUCGGAGGAGGAAAAGGUGGAGGAAUAGGUGGCGGUGUUGGAGGAGGGGGUGGUGCUGGCGGUGGCUUCGGAGGAGGCAAGGGUGGAGGUGGAGGUAUUGGAGGUGGCAAAGGCGGGGGCAUUGGGGGUGGUGUAGGUGGAGGUUCUGGUGGUGGCCUCGGAGGAGGAAAAGGUGGCGGUGUUGGAGGAGGAGGUGGUGCUGGCGGUGGCUUCGGAGGAGGCAAGGGUGGCGGUGGAGGUAUUGGAGGUGGCAAAGGUGGAGGCAUUGGGGGUGGUGCUGGCGGUGGCUUCGGAGGAGGUAAGGGUGGUGGUGGCGGCGUUGGAGGUGGCAAAGGUGGGGGUAUUGGGGGUGGUGUAGGUGGGGGCUCUGGUGGUGGCCUUGGAGGAGGAAAGGGUGGUGGUGUUGGAGGAGGAGGUGGUGCUGGCGGUGGCUUUGGAGGAGGCAAGGGUGGCGGUGGCGGCGGCGGCGUUGGAGGUGGCAAAGGUGGGGGUAUUGGGGGUGGUGUAGGUGGGGGCUCUGGUGGUGGCCUUGGAGGAGGGAAGGGUGGCGGUGUUGGAGGAGGUGGUGGUGCUGGCGGUGGCUUCAGUGGAGGCAAGGGUGGUGGUGGAGGUAUUGGAGGUGGAAAAGGUGGAGGCAUUGGGGGUGGUGCUAGCGGUGGCUUCGGAGGAGGCAAGGGUGGCGGCGGCGGCGUUGGAGGUGGCAAGGGUGGGGGUAUCGGGGGUGGUGUAGGUGGGGGCUCUGGUGGUGGCUUCGGAGGUGGAUCCGGAGGAGGUGGUGGUGCCGGUGUCGGUGGGGGUGCAGGAGGUGGAGCUGGUGGCGGCUUUGGAGGUGGCAAGGGUGGUGGUGGAGGCAUUGGAGGUGGAGCUGGAGGUGGUGGUGGUGCAGGAGGAGGAUUUGGUGGAGGAGCCGGAGGUGGCGGUGGAUUUGGAGGAGGCAAAGGUGGGGGAGGAGGUUUUGGUGGCGGGCAUUAA
This is a messenger RNA of Populus nigra (black poplar), 1116 nucleotides long. RefSeq names its product glycine-rich cell wall structural protein-like. The record is from RefSeq and is a predicted model, not a curated record. Bases 1 to 1116 code for a protein of 371 amino acids. NCBI's taxonomy places the organism in Eukaryota, Viridiplantae, Streptophyta, Magnoliopsida, Malpighiales, Salicaceae. The transcript has a single exon.